Benincasa hispida (wax gourd) is the source of this 2642-nucleotide messenger RNA. Its product is annotated as receptor protein kinase-like protein ZAR1. Gene Ontology annotation, biological process: protein phosphorylation. Gene Ontology annotation, molecular function: protein kinase activity; protein binding; ATP binding. Lineage: Eukaryota; Viridiplantae; Streptophyta; Magnoliopsida; Cucurbitales; Cucurbitaceae. The record is from RefSeq and is a predicted model, not a curated record.
CAUUUUGAAUUUGACGAGCCACGGAGAGAAAUGAAUGACAAUAAACAACCCUUUUUUAUUUUCACUUUAUUGGGAGUAGUGGGUUCUACACUUCUUCUUCUUCUUCUUCUUCUAAGCCUUCACUCACUACCCAUCCAAUUUUCAAAACCCCAUUCAUUCCUCAAGAAUCUCUCCCUCUUCCAAAUUCAAAUUCCCUCUUCUCUAACUAACUCUUCUGCAACUCUCAAGCUCCUCAACAAUGGCGGAUUCCAAACCCCUCAUCUAAUCCCCAAUCUCCAACCCCCAAAAUGCCCCCAUUGCCCUCCUUCCUUCUCACCUUCUUCUUCUACUUCUUCCUUUCUUCCACUUCCUCUCUCAACUCCGAUGGCCUCUCCCUCCUCGCCCUCAAGGCCGCCAUUGAAUCCGACCCAUCUCACAUUCUCGAGUCCUGGUCCGAGUUCGAUUCCACCCCAUGUCACUGGCCCGGAAUCGUCUGCACUCGCGACCGAGUCACUCAGCUCUCUCUCCCCAACAAAGGCCUCACCGGCUACAUCCCUUCCGAACUCGGCCUCCUCGAUUCCCUCCGCCGCCUCACUCUCGCCUUCAACAAUUUCUCUAAACCCAUUCCUUCCCAUCUCUACAACGCUACAAGUCUCGUCGUUCUAGACCUUUCCCACAACUCCCUAUCUGGGUCGCUUUCCGAUCAAAUCGGCGAUCUCAAGAAGCUUCGGCAUCUCGAUUUAUCCUCAAAUUCCCUCAAUGGUUCUCUCCCUAAUCGCCUCACUGACCUAACCGAACUCGUCGGAACUCUCAAUUUGUCCUACAAUCGAUUCUCCGGCGAGGUUCCGCCUUCCUUCGGUAACCUCCCGCUGAUCGUGAAUCUCGACGUCCGUCACAACAAUCUCACCGGAAAAAUCCCUCAAGUGGGUUCGCUGUUGAAUCAAGGCCCGACGGCGUUCUCCGACAACCCGAGUCUAUGUGGGUUUCCGUUACAAAUGCCAUGUCCGGAAGCGCAUAACCCGAACGUCUUUCCUGAGAAUCCGCAGAAUCCCAAGUCACUGAACGCGAACUUCCCGGGCUACGGCGGCCGGAGAGAGAGUAGUGGCGGCGGCGUGGCUGGGUCGGCGGCAGUGGCAGUGGUGUCGUCGAUAUUCGCAGUGGUGGGGGCGGUGUCGCUGACGGUGUGGUGGUUCCGGAGGAAGGCGGUAGUGGGGAGGCCAGAGGAGGGCAAAACGGGAAAGGGGAGUCCGGAAGGGGAAAGUUGUGGGGAAAUGGAAGGGCAAGAUGGUAAAUUCGUGGUGAUGGAUGAAGGGAUGAAUUUGGAAUUAGAGGAUUUGUUGAGGGCAUCAGCUUACGUGGUGGGGAAGAGUAGGAGUGGGAUAGUGUAUAAGGUAGUGGCGGGGCGGGGAUCUAGUGCGGGCGCGAGUACUGUAGCUGUAAGGAGACUUAAUGACGGUGAUGCCACGUUGACGUUGAAGGAUUUUGAGAAUGAGAUCGAGGCCGUUGGUAGGGUUCAUCAUCCCAACAUCGUACGGUUGAGAGCUUAUUACUAUGCAACUGAUGAGAAAUUGCUCGUCACUGAUUUCAUCAAGAAUGGAAGCUUGCACACUGCCCUACAUGGAAAUCCCUCUAGUUCUUGGUCACCUCUGCCAUGGUCUGCAAGGUUAAAAAUUGCCCAAGGAGCUGCAAGGGGUUUGGCAUACAUUCAUGAAUUUGGUGGUCGUAAAUAUGUACAUGGAAACAUAAAAUCAACGAAGAUCCUUCUCGACGAAGAUUUCGAGCCUUAUAUUUCAGGUUUUGGACUCGGUCGACUCGGCCAAGGAGCACCUAAGUUCACUGCAACCUCCUCUAAGAAGUUGAGCUCAAACCAGAAUAUAAUAAGCUCAAUCAUGGGGCCAAGCAUUUCAACUCCCUUGGCAAUGUACAUGGCACCCGAGGUUUGGGAGUUUGGAGGGAAGUACACACAGAAAUGCGACGUUUAUUCGUUUGGCAUCGUGCUUCUGGAACUUCUGAGUGGUAGAUUGGCGGAUGCAGGAUCGGAAAAUGAGGGGAAGGGGUUGGAGUGUUUCGUUAGAAAGGCAUUUCAAGAAGAGCGGCCCUUGACCGAGGUUAUAGACCCUGCACUUGUGCCUGAGAUUUAUGCGAAGAAACAAGUACUUUCGACAUUUCACAUUGCGUUGAAUUGCACAGAGCUUGAUCCUGAGCUGCGCCCGAGAAUGAGAACGGUAUCGGAGAGUCUCGAUCGAAUCAAAUCUCAGUGAAGGGAGGGAAGUGAAGAGAAGAGGAGAAGAGAAGAGAAGAGGUUUGUGUGUUGUGUUGUAACAUUUGUUUUCAGAUAGUGUAGGUAGGUGAGAUGUGUGAUGAAUCUUUUGUAUGUAGAGCUCUAGUCUAGGCUAAUUUAUGUCAAUUAUUUCAUUGGGCUCUUUCUUCUUUCACCACAACUGUCCAAGAGUUUUGCCAUUAUGGAUGAAAACAAACCAACAUUUCAAACAUUGUGUUGGUGGGCACUCAUAGUCAUAUCAAAGGACAGGGGUGUUCAAAAAAUCCAACGACCCGAAAAAUUCGAUCAACUCAACUCAGUCUAUACGAUUUGGAUUGGGUUAUCAAUUCAUGUGUUGGUUUGGGUUCAAAUAAAUGAAAAUUUUAUGGGUUGGAUUGGUUCA